UGCGUCUGCAACAACUACACCUUCGUGGGGUUUUGGCGAUCGUGGCAUCGAAGUCUACACAUGUGGGUUCUCAGGUACAUGUAUCACCCGAUGGGAGGGCACAGCCGUCGCCUCCUCAUAGUCUGGCCCAUCUUCAUCUUCAUCGGCCUAUGGCACGAUCUCGAGUGGACGUGGCUGGCCUGGGCUCUCUUUAACUGCGCUUUCAUGACUUUUGAGGUAACCGACCUCCUUAUCUGUUCCUCCUCCUCUUCCUCAUUGACUUUCAGAUCUCUUCUCGGAAAGUGGCUGGUAUUGUUAGCAAUCGUCCUCAACAUCUACUUGCUCAUCCUCAGCAACCUUGCUAUCCUGUAUGGUUUCCAA
This is a messenger RNA of Guillardia theta CCMP2712, 360 nucleotides long. RefSeq lists its product as hypothetical. Gene Ontology annotation, cellular component: endoplasmic reticulum. The transcript has 3 exons. The annotation marks the transcript as partial. The record is from RefSeq and is a predicted model, not a curated record. Gene Ontology annotation, molecular function: acyltransferase activity. NCBI's taxonomy places the organism in Eukaryota, Cryptophyceae, Pyrenomonadales, Geminigeraceae.